AUGUUUCCUAUAGAACUGCUGCAAAUACUGCCCAAUUCAAAAAAUGAGUUUCGGCUUCAGUUCAAGAAGGUUGUUCAACCAAAAAUAGUGGCCCCAAGGCCAGUUACUCGAGGACCUGUUCCGAAACUUCAGCCACAAGCAAGAAUGAUGACAACUCGAUUGCCACCUCUGCCCCUUGCAAAACCGCAGGCUGUUGUCAUUCCAGCAAAAAGCAUUCCUCCUCCAAGCAGUAUUGCUAAGAGCGCAAACGCAGUAUUUCUGGGUUGUUGCAGAGCAAUAAAGGUUGCUAAAUCUUGCGAGCGCAUAUGCAACUUCGAUAUAUUAAAUAAGAAAACGCUUACGGGAAUGUUCCUUGGAACCGAUCCUUGUCCACAGUCAUACGGUCUCGAUCUCUUGCAAUGUGCCGCACAAAACGAUGAUCACACAACCUGUUGCCGCGAGCGAGGAGUUCAUAAAACGUCAGCGGGAGACAAGUGCCUUGGUUUUUGCAAUAUGCGGCCUGGUGUCAACUUCCAGGUGAGGGAAGCUACGAAUGCGAUUGUGAUUGAACUUUACAGUACCAACAUAGCUGCAAAACUACUUCCCUAUAUGGGGAUUCUCUUUCAUAUUUACUGCUCAUCGCGACUGAUUACAUCAAAGGCUAUCAAAACAACGCAUAACAAACUACGAUUAGACAAGCUCCUCGCGAUCAAGCCGCACAACCUGAUUGCCCGCAGCAGCAGCAGAAACACAUCGCAUAUAGAUUCCAGACAACAAGGCGACUGUGAACAGGCUUACGAUGUUGGAUUGAAAUAUGUCCCCAUAUACGAUGUUUAA
Strongylus vulgaris is the source of this 816-nucleotide messenger RNA. NCBI's taxonomy places the organism in Eukaryota, Metazoa, Nematoda, Chromadorea, Rhabditida, Strongylidae. The record is from the annotation of a GenBank genome assembly.